This is a messenger RNA of Microthlaspi erraticum, 1122 nucleotides long. The record is from the annotation of a GenBank genome assembly. Lineage: Eukaryota; Viridiplantae; Streptophyta; Magnoliopsida; Brassicales; Brassicaceae.
AUGAGCAACGACAAGGACAACUUCAACCUCGCCGAUCUCACCUCUGCUCUCAAAGAUCAGGAUCAAGCUGGCCUUGUGAACGCUCUUAAGAACAAGCUUCAGGAUCUGGCUGGGCAGCAUUCCGAUGUGCUCGAGAAUCUGACUCCUAAAGUGAGAAAGCGUGUCGAUGCCUUGAGAGACAUUCAGGGCCAACAUGAUGAAAUUGAGGCAAAAUUCUUUGAGGAGAGAGCUCUUCUUGAAGCCAAGUAUCAAAAGUUGUAUCAGCCUUUGUACACCAAGCGUUAUGAGAUUGUGAAUGGAAUUACUGAAGUUGAGCUGGCUACAGAGGAUACAAAGAUGGACGAAGGAGAGGAGAAAACUCCAGAAGAGAAAGGAGUUCCAAGUUUCUGGCUGACGGCAUUGAAAAAUAAUGAAGUUACUUCCGAGGAGGUCACAGAGCGUGAUGAAGAGGCUCUCAAAUAUCUUAAGGAUAUUAAGUGGAGCAAGAUUGAAGAACCUAAAGGAUUCAAACUUGAAUUUUUCUUUGACACGAAUCCCUAUUUUCAAAACACUGUCUUGACAAAAUCUUAUCAUAUGAUUGAUGAAGAUGAGCCACUGCUUGAGAAGGCCAUGGGGACUGAAAUCGAUUGGUAUCCUGGAAAGAAUCUAACUCAGAAGAUUCUCAAGAAGAAGCCUAAGAAGGGUUCAAAGAACACCAAACCAGUCACCAAAAUGGAAGAUUGUGAAAGCUUCUUCAACUUCUUUAGUCCUCCAGAAGUCCCGGAUGAGGAUGAAGAUAUUGACGAGGAGAGAGCUGAGGAACUUCAAAACCAGAUGGAACAAGAUUAUGACAUCGGAUCUACCAUCAAGGACAAGAUUAUCCCUCAUGCUGUCUCCUGGUUUACAGGCGAGGCUAUGGAUGGAGAGGAGUUUGAAAUAGAUGAUGAUGAGGAUGAGGAAGAUGAUAUUGACGAGGAUGAAGAUGAGGAUGAGGACGACGAAGAGGAUGAUGAUGAGGACGAGGAUGAAGAAGAGGUCAAGACCAAAAAGAAGCCAUCAGCCGGACACAAGAAGGGAGGAAGGUCUAAGACUGUUGGUGACGGUCAAGAAGGCGAGAGGCCACCGGAAUGCAAGCAACAGUAA